Molecule: messenger RNA, 1804 nt
Organism: Arachis ipaensis
Lineage: Eukaryota; Viridiplantae; Streptophyta; Magnoliopsida; Fabales; Fabaceae
Cellular component (GO): membrane
Source: RefSeq, a predicted model, not a curated record
UAUUGUGAUUUCAUCCAGUAUGUUAAUAUUCAUCUUGGUUUAUGAUUGAUCUAUGAUAUGAAAAAUUUAUGCAGGUAAUGUGUCAGAACCAAUUAGACCUAAAGACAACACUGUAAGAGUGGACCCAUCUGAUAACUUCAAAAAAUAUAGAGGAGGCUUUAACAUCACCAACAAGCAUUAUUGGAGUUCAGUUGUUUUCACAGGAGUAUAUGGAUAUGCAAUUGGGGUGCUAUGGCUUUUGUGUGGAAUUCUAUGUGGACUUUUCUUCUUAAUAAUAAAUUGUUGUUGCCAAAGUUUUGGUGGAAACAAGGGUUGUGAUCUUUUACCAAUUCCUCUGGCCAUUUUGCUACUCAUAAUAGCUAUGGCUGCAAGUGGGUUAGUUCUUGCUGGAAGUGCAAAAUUCCGUUGUCAUGCAAGUAGUUCAGUUAAUGUUGUAAUCAAUACAGCAGAUAAGGCAUCAGGUAUUAUAUUCAAUAUAACAGGAGCAUUGAAAGGCAUCCCAACUGAAUUGGUGGAUGCUGAUAUUGCUUCAAAGCUUAACACCACAUCUCAGAGAUUUGACACUGCUGCUCAAAAUAUCACACAAGAAGCUGCCAAGAAUAGGCACAUCAUCAACAUGGCUUUAAAAGCAUUGUUUAUUUUUAGCAUUGUGACUGUAAGCUUGAACUUGGUUUUUGUAAUAUCCAUGUCAGUUUUUGGAGUACUAAGAGUUUGGAAGGCACUUUACCUAUUUGUUGUGUUGUGCUGGUUGCUGACAGUGAUAUGCUGGAUACUCUUUGGAGUUUAUUUCUUCUUAGAAAAAUUUUCUGAUGAUACAUGCAAUGCUCUAUACAAUUUUCAAGAAAAUCCCUACAACAACAGCUUAAGUUCCAUGAUACCCUGUGAUGAAUUGCUCUCAGCAAAACCAAUUGUAUCUGAGUUUAGUUCAGGAAUCUUCAACCUUGUCAAUGAGGUGAAUGGAGGCCUAUCAAAAUAUCAGGGAGCACUCUUACCAAAUCUACCAAAUAUAUGCAAUCCUUUUUCAGCACCACCUGAUUUUUUAUAUCAGCCAUGGAACUGCUCACCUGAUUCUACUAAAAUAGGAGAUAUCCCUGAGGUAUUGAGGCCUUAUACUUGUUUUGGUGAUGAAGAUGCAAUCUGUGGCAAAGAAAAGUUCAUACCAGGAAGUGAAUAUGAGGUGAUUAAGGAAUACACAAGUUCAGUUCAGAAUCUAUUGGAUGUGUAUCCUAGCAUUGAAAGCUUGUUAGGAUGCCAAUUAGUGAAAGAUGCAUUCUCUCAAGUGCUUCAAAAACACUGCAAACAUUUGAAGAGAUUUAGUAAGGUGACUUGGGCAGCAAUGGUGUCUCUUGCAGCAACCAUGGUGCUUUUGGUUGUGUUAUGGACUAUGAAAGCUAAUUAUCAUGAGCAUAGUCAUCAACCUUAGCUUAAGAUGGUUCAUUACAUGUAACACAUUUUUACUAAUUAACCCUCACUAAUCAAGAUCAUUAAUCAAACAUUGUUUAGAAUUAACAAACAUUAACUGAAGAACAAAUUGGAUAUUUAGUACUUUGCAAGACAAGUCAAAGUCAACCAUGUUGGAUUGUCUUGCAAAGCCAUGAAAUGUCCAAUUUGACCUUAUAGAUCAGUAGUGUCACACAGCUUCUCAAGAAAACUGUAUAGGAAUGAGGUGCAGAGACUUGUACAUAGAGAAAUUGAGUUUUCUUUAUUCUUUUGGAAAUGGUAGACUUAAGGGGUGAUAGAUUUUUUUUACAAGAUUCUUACCCCAAAAAUUUCAGAUGUGUAAUAUGAGAAUCAUCAAACAAUA